Molecule: messenger RNA, 1818 nt
Organism: Metarhizium robertsii ARSEF 23
Lineage: Eukaryota; Fungi; Ascomycota; Sordariomycetes; Hypocreales; Clavicipitaceae
Exons: 1
Coding region: 1-1818 (605 amino acids)
Molecular function (GO): protein binding
Source: RefSeq, a predicted model, not a curated record
AUGGGUGAAAUCGAUGGUGAAAUCUAUCGUGAAGAAGUCAGGCGUCUCUUAGUGGCCACGCAGUGCGGAGGCCCUGGGCAACUCGCCGUAGUCAAGGGGCUACUCAAGAAAGGCAUCUCCACGGAGGUGAAGGACAAGGAGCAUGGCCGGACACCGCUGUUAUGGGCCGCUUGGGCGGGUCGUGAACAAAUGGUUGACUUACUCCUCCGCAACGGUGCCAAUGUCAACGUCAAAGACAAAAGCGGUCAAACACCACUAUUGCUGGCCGCUUGGACGGGGCAGGAAACACUACUUCAUAAGUUACUUGGGGCGGGUGCGCAGGUUGAUUCCGGGAAUGAUGGCGGUCGGACCCCUUUGUCGAUGGCCGCUGGACUAGGCCACAAGAACAUCCUGGCAACCCUGAUCGAGGCAAACGCUGGUGUUAACUAUACUGACGAAUGCGACCGGGCGCCGUUAUCAUGGGCUGCUGGGGCGGGGCAUUUAGAAAUCGUCCAAAUGCUACUGAAGGCUGGUGCGCGAGUUGAUUCGGAAGACUAUUGCGGUCAGACCCCUUUGUCAUGGGCUGUAAAGCACCUUGACAUUGUUAUACUACUCGUUGGUAAUAAAGCCAACGUCACUUCUAAAGAUAUCAAUGAACGGACGCCGUUACUAUGGGCCGCCGUAGGAGGAUGCCAUGAAGUUGUCGACCUGCUUAUUUCCGAAAUGCAUGUGGAAGUUAACUGUGCAGACAAAAAUGGCCGGACGCCGUUGUCGUGGGCCGCUGAACUGGGCCACGAAGCCAUUAUUGCCAGACUGCUUGAAGAAGACGUUGAGGUCGAUGCUGCUGACGACUGGAAGCGCACACCGUUAUCAUGGGCUGCUGGGGAGGGGCACAAGGCGAUAGUUCAGAAAUUAGUUGACAGAAAGGCUGCGAUAGACGCCAAAGACAGCAUAUAUGGUUGGACGCCACUAUGGUGGGCUGUCAAGAAGGGACACGAGGCUGUUGUUGAAUUGCUCCUUCAGAGUGGUGCUGGCGUUGAAGCCAAGGAUGGUCGAAGGAAACAAGAUACAAAUUGCGCCACGCUCUUGUGGUGGGCCGUUGGGAACGGACAUAAAGCGAUCGUUAAGUGGCUACUUGAGAACAGGGGGCAUUUUAACACUAAGAAUAACCUCGGUCAGACACCGCUGUGGUGGGCGGCGGGGAUGGGGAAUGAGGAUAUGAUGAAUUUGCUCCUUGGCACUCAUGACGUUAACGCGGCUGAUUAUCACGGCCAGACACCACUGUGGUGGGCCGUGGGAAACGGUCAUCUUGCAGCCGUGGAUCUCCUUACUCGUCGGGGUGCUCAGGUAAAUGUCGAGGAUAGGUACGGCCAAAGCCCCCUAACGUGGGCUGCUGGUAAGGGCUUUGAAGAGAUCACCAAGUUUCUCCUUAGGAGGAAACCCGACGUCAACCUCAAAGAUCAGUACGGAUACACGGCGCUGUGGUGGGCUGCAGCAAGCGGGAAUGAAUCUGUGGUACGGCUGCUUCUUCAGAGAGGAGCUAAUAUCAAUUCCAAGAAUAAGUACGGGCAGACGCCUCUGUGGUGGGCUGCUGGGAAGGGAUACGAAGCUAUCGUUAAGCUUCUGCUGAAGAAGGGUGCCCGUGCUGAUGCCAAAGACCGGAAAGGCCAGACGCCACUAUGGUGGGCGAAGAAGAACAGACAUGAAGCCGUAGUCGAGCUACUGGAAAAACGCCUUCGUCGGCCACGAAAAUCAACAUUCCCGUUUCUGUUGGGCCAAUCUCAUGGUGGAGAGCAUGAGUUGGCCACGUCCAUGGAUGGCCUGGAGCGGGUAGCAUGA